Messenger RNA from Chanos chanos (milkfish), 960 nucleotides. RefSeq names its product inositol-trisphosphate 3-kinase B-like. The record is from RefSeq and is a predicted model, not a curated record. Gene Ontology annotation, biological process: inositol phosphate biosynthetic process; phosphatidylinositol phosphate biosynthetic process. Gene Ontology annotation, molecular function: inositol hexakisphosphate kinase activity. Gene Ontology annotation, cellular component: nucleus; cytoplasm. The coding region runs from base 1 to 960 and encodes 319 amino acids. NCBI's taxonomy places the organism in Eukaryota, Metazoa, Chordata, Actinopteri, Gonorynchiformes, Chanidae. The transcript has 6 exons.
AUGAUGCAGUGGUCAAAGCGCCGACAAAGUUCCUGGAUACAGAUUGCGGGUCAUCAAGGUAACCUGCUGCUCAGUGAGGGGGGUGAGGUGCUGAAGAGGUUCAGUGAGGUUGAAAACUCCUGUCUACAGGCCCUUAUGUCUGACUCUCUUCGAGACUUUGUGCCCCAGUACUACGGGCACACCUGCAGGGAUGGAGAGAAUUACAUCCGCCUAGAGGACCUGCUCAGUGGGCUGAGACGUCCUGUAAUUAUGGACUGCAAAAUGGGUAUCCGGACAUACCAGGAGGAGGAGAUCAAUAAAGCUCGGAUCAAACCAAGCCUGCGGACUGAUAUGUAUCAGAAAAUGGUCAAAGUAGAUCCAUCUGCGCCGUCUGUAGAGGAGCAUUCUCAGAGAGGGGUGACAAAACUCCGUUACAUGCAGUGGAGGGACAGCAUGAGCUCUUCCUCCACGCUGGGCUUCCGGAUAGAGGGUAUCAUGAUGGAAAAUGGAAAUGUAUUAAAAGGUUUUAACAAGACUCGGACGACGAAUCAGGUGAUCGAUGCCCUACUUUGCUUCACGAAGAGGCAGCCGCACAUCUUGGAGGUGUACCAUUCCAGGUUGCUGGCUCUACGAGAAGCCCUGAUGGAGUCUGAGUUCUUCAGAACUCACGAGGUUAUAGGGAGUUCGCUCCUUUUUGUCCAUGACAGUGCCAACAAAGCUAACCUAUGGAUGAUUGAUUUUGGGAAGACCACUCUGACUCCAGAGAAUGUGCAUCUAAAGCAUGAUGUUCCCUGGGUGGAAGGGAGCUGGGAGGAUGGGUACCUUAUUGGGCUGGAGUCACUUACUUCCCUCAUAAAUGAAGCCAUAAAGCAGGCCAGACAAGACCCAAACAGCAGCAACACAAACACUGAUCCUAAGGACUCAGACAAGGAGAAUGGAGCCACACAAACCCAAUCAGAGACUCAUGAAUUAACACUCUGA